Messenger RNA from Chelmon rostratus (copperband butterflyfish), 737 nucleotides. RefSeq names its product RAB15, member RAS oncogene family (gene rab15). The transcript is spliced from 7 exons. Bases 1 to 642 code for a protein of 213 amino acids. Gene Ontology annotation, biological process: Rab protein signal transduction. NCBI's taxonomy places the organism in Eukaryota, Metazoa, Chordata, Actinopteri, Chaetodontiformes, Chaetodontidae. The record is from RefSeq and is a predicted model, not a curated record. Gene Ontology annotation, molecular function: GTPase activity; GTP binding.
AUGGCUAAGCAGUACGAUGUGCUCUUCCGACUCCUGCUUCUCGGAGAUUCCGGGGUUGGGAAAACAUGUUUGCUAUGCAGAUUCACGGACAACGAAUUUCACCCGUCUCACAUCUCCACCAUCGGAGUCGACUUCAAAAUGAAGACGCUAGUAAUAGAUGGUAUCAAAGUACGGAUACAGAUAUGGGACACUGCAGGCCAAGAAAGAUACCAGACCAUCACUAAACAGUACUACAGACGAGCACAGGGAAUCUUCCUGGUGUACGAUAUCACGAGCGAGCGAUCCUUCCAGCACAUCAUGAAGUGGGCCAGUGACGUGGACGAGUACGCUCCGGACAAGGUCCAGAAGAUCCUCGUCGGCAACAAGUCCGAUGAGGUGGACAAGAGGCAGGUGGCCACAGAGCAAGGUGUCAAGCUGGCCAAGGCUUAUGGAAUGGACUUCUUCGAGACAAGUGCCUUCACCAACCACAACAUAACAGAGACUUUCACACGAUUGGCUGAACAGGUGCUGGCAGCCAAUAAAAAGGACCUGGAUCUUCUCCGGAUGUCCAUUAAUGACGAUAUUAAUCUUGCUGCUCUGGAGGAAGAGGAAGGACUCAGUGACAGUGCGGCGGGCGACCAAGGCAAAGGCUGCUGGUGUUAAAGAAAUAAUUGACAUUAAAUAUAUGUAAUCACCUGCGCACUCUGGGCAAAAUGUGUCUCCUUUUGUCGUUAGCUGAAAUAAAGAGGAGCAUCGAG